Molecule: messenger RNA, 291 nt
Organism: Haemonchus placei
Lineage: Eukaryota; Metazoa; Nematoda; Chromadorea; Rhabditida; Trichostrongylidae
Source: the annotation of a GenBank genome assembly
AUGGUUACAAACAUUUUCGACUGUGGAAUCGUGAACACUUCCCUACUCGAUCCUGAUCAUCGAAUGGAUCGCAUGCAAAUGAUUAUCCGUGAAAACAGUAGCAACGAUGCGAUUCAUCCACAUCGACCUCCUUCAUUCCGCGUCCGCCUCGACCGCGAGCUGUAUAAGAUCCGAUCCAACCUCUUCCCCUACCACCCCCAUCCUCGAGAUACGCAGAAAGCGUACAACAGCAAUCGAUUAUUCAUAGAUAUGACUGCAGACGGAUCAAAGAUAAUGACCCUCCGAGAGUAG